CGGAUCAGCGGCUCCCAGCUCUCAUCCAGGCUCCAGCACUUCAGGCAGUCCCUGAGCGGGGGCCAGGACCUCACCCAGGACGGACUGGUGGACCUGGCCGUGGGGGCCCAGGGGCAGGUGCUGUUGCUCAGGAGUCUGCCUGUGCUGAAAGUGGGAGUGUCCUUGAGAUUCUCCCCUGUGGAGGUGCAGAAGGUUGUGUACCAGUGCUGGAAAGAGGUGCCCACCACCCUGGAAACUGUGGAGGCCUCGGCCUGCCUCACUAUUCAUAAAGACUCGCCUGACCAGUUAGGUGAUUUCCAGAGUUCUGUUAGUUAUGAUCUGACAUUGGACCCCGGCCGACGGAUUUCUCGUGCCAUUUUUGAUGAGACCAAGAACUGGACUCUGACUCGAAGGAAAAUCCUGGGAUUUGGGGAUCACUGUGAAACCAUGAAGCUGCUUUUGCCAGACUGCAUAGAGGAUUGGUGAGCCCCAUCAUCCUGCGCCUCAACUUCUCCUUGCUGAGACACCCCAUCUCAACCCAGAACCUUCGCCCUGUGCUGGCU
Messenger RNA from Fukomys damarensis (Damara mole-rat), 542 nucleotides. RefSeq names its product integrin alpha-D-like. The annotation marks the transcript as partial. Gene Ontology annotation, cellular component: integrin complex; external side of plasma membrane. Lineage: Eukaryota; Metazoa; Chordata; Mammalia; Rodentia; Bathyergidae. Gene Ontology annotation, biological process: cell adhesion mediated by integrin; integrin-mediated signaling pathway; cell-matrix adhesion. The transcript has 4 exons. Gene Ontology annotation, molecular function: integrin binding. The record is from RefSeq and is a predicted model, not a curated record.